This is a messenger RNA of Glycine soja, 2536 nucleotides long. Its product is annotated as TMV resistance protein N-like. Gene Ontology annotation, molecular function: ADP binding. Gene Ontology annotation, biological process: defense response; signal transduction. The record is from RefSeq and is a predicted model, not a curated record. Lineage: Eukaryota; Viridiplantae; Streptophyta; Magnoliopsida; Fabales; Fabaceae. Bases 276 to 1904 code for a protein of 542 amino acids. The transcript is spliced from 5 exons.
AAAAGGAUGUUGUGCGAUGGGCUCGAUUCGAUGCUUAUGAAAAUGAAUUUGUCUGUUAAUGGGAUGUGAUAAGAGUGGUGAGUAUAGGUGGGUGUCCCUUCAAGUUUUGUUCCAAGCCAAUGGUUGGAGAACAAGACUCAACGGUAGAGUUGAUUUGUGAGAUUCAUAAUCAUAAAUUGACCAACUCAUGUCCCAAAUGAUUGAAUACAACUGAAAAGACACUUAUGUCACGAAGUCAAUGUUCGAACCAAAAAACAUAUUGAUGCUCCAGUUAAAUGAAUAUGUCGCUACACUUUCCAUUCGAAGUCAUGUCGGAACCCAAGACAUCUGAAGUGCUGAUCAGCUGCGCCAAAGAUACAUACCAAGGUUUUGCGGGCGAUCUCUUAAGAUCUCUCGAAGUAUGCGGAUUCUCCGUUAAGGUAGUCUCAGAAGACCAUCGGGAUCUUAAGGAAGAGGAAACUGAAUGCGUCAGGAUUUUCAUUAUUGUUUUUUCCCAUCACUAUGCAACUUCUUCAUCUCGUUUGGAUAAACUUACCGAGAUCGUAAAUAAGUACGGUGCGGCAGAAGAUCGACGCAUUUUUCCAGUUUUCUUCGAGGUGGAACCGUCUCAUGUACGCUUUCAAAAAGGUAGUUUUGAUAUAGCCUUUGAUUCUCAUGCCAACCAUGUGGAGCCUGGGUGCUUAGACAGGUGGAUAAUUACUCUGAAAGAAGUAACUGAUUUUUCUGGCUGGAGUCUCAAUCGGUCCGGGAAUACAUAUCAACACCAGGUUAUUGAGAAUAUAGUUCAAAAGGUCUCUGACCAUGUUUCUUGCUCAGUUGGAUUACCUUGUCGAGUGGAGAAAGUUAAUGAUCUUUUGAAAUCUGAAUCUGACGAUAGAGUGAGGGUUUUGGUAUAUGGAGAAGCUGGAAUAGGCAAAACAACUGUAGUUCGUGGAGUUUGUCGUUCCAAUGGGGGGAAAUUUGCCUAUUAUUGCUUUCUUGAGAAGGUGGGAGAAAAUUUAAGGAAUCAUGGAUCAGUACAUCUCAUAAGGAUGCUUUGCUCUAAAAUAAUUGUUGACAAUGAUAGUGAGUCUGGAACUGAAGAAGAAAUAUUACGGAAGAAGGGAAAACAACUGGGAAAGUCUCUUUUGGUUUUUGAAGACAUUUUUGAUCAAGAGCAGUUGGAAUACAUUGUUAAAGUAGCAUAUGACUGCUUUAGUUUCAACUCCAAAGUCAUCAUUACAGCUGAGAAAAAUUGUUUCCUAAAAUGUCCUGAGAUUGAAAUAUAUGAGGUAGAAAGGCUCACAGAGAAAGAGAGUAUUGAAUUGUUUAAUUUGAAAGUGUUUAAUUCUCGGUAUCUAGAAAUUACGUAUUUGGGAAUUAUCGCACGAGCAGUAACUAUGGCUUCUCGGGUUCCAUAUACUUUGGAACUGAUAGCUUCCUACUUUCGUGAAAAAAGUGCAGAACAGUGUCAGUAUAUAUUAGAUGAAUUUGAAAAAAUUCCAAAUGAAAACAAGAAACAAGUGAUAGUUCAAAUGAUCUUUGAUGCUUUGAGCAAUGAUCAGAAGAAAAUGUUAAUUCAUAUUGCCUAUAACCUCAUUGGACAAAAAAAGGCAAUAGUUGAAGACAGACUUCAUCAUCUUUUUGGUGUCUGGGCAAAAGAUGGUAUUAACAUGUUGCUUCAUAAAUCUCUUGUAAAGAUUGAUGAGCAAGGUCAGGUGACAAUGCACCACUUGACACAUAACAUGGUAAAAGAUAUGGAGUAUGGCAAAAAAGAAGACCAACCUGCAUCAAAUUAUGGUAGCAUGUGUGAUUCGGUGGAAUUGGACAAAAACGGGCAUGUCAUGGAAGAAACCCAACCUUCCUCAAAUGAUUACGAACCUAUGGAAUGUGAAUAUCAAAAUUGUUCUACCUCCUCUUCUUGAGAUCCUUCAUGAUGUUAUUUAAGAUCUGCUUCCCUCUUUUCCAAGAUGGACGAGAGGCGAGGCGGCACAUCCUCUUUUCUUUUUCUUUUUUUUAUUCUGAGGAGGGCUUAAUGCCCAGGAAAACUGAACAGAAAUCGAACGGGACAUAGGGAGCCCCAUAAUGUCCUUAACCAAGAGCAUAUCACACCCAGGAGGCGGCGAGCUCUUAACAUGCAGGUCAAUAUCUUCAUGAAAGGUGACACAUCUGAAUCACCCUGGAUUAGUUUUUGGCUUGAAGCCAUAGGUUUUGAUAGUAGUGAUGUAGGUGGUAUUGGGGGUUCUCCUCGUAACUCUCCACUGUCUAGUGACUCUGGUGAGUCUUAUAACUCCUUCUGACCUUUCAAAGUUAGAGUUAGAGCUACAUUCCUUUUGGGUGCCUAAGGAUGUUUUGGAUCAUGUCUGGUAUAGUUUUGUUGUUCGUUAAGUGAUUGUAGUGUUUGUAUGUAACAAUCAUGUCGGAUUAGGUCCUGCUGGAGUUAUUCGUGAUAUUUUGUAUAUAGUUACAUGUCACAUGUGUCUGCUUUGUAGACCUUGAUGCUCUUAUAUUUAUAAGUGGGAUGCAAGUUUGUACCUGCUUGUUUUAUAUUACACAA